ACUUUUAGGACAGUUUGGGUAUUAUUGCCACUUUUCCUCUAUUGUAACCACCUAUUUCUAAACCACACUGCACUGAUUAGAUCCUUGUUUUAUUAUAUUUUGGUGUAAUCUGCAGUGUAUAUAUCCAUAGCCUUCUAUUAGUAAUUAACCCAUACUUGGGAUACACCAGUUGUCACAUAUGGGCAGGGAAGAGUGAAGUCCUGAUCUCACCAGCUCCCACUUGCCCUGCCUACUUGCGUUCCCGCCCUAGGCGAUCCACAGCCACUGUGACAGUCCCUGCCUGAAUAAGUGCAGAGUGUAAAACAUCAACAAAAUAAACCCACAUUACAGACAGAGGUUGGUACACUUUAUGGAAUCACACUAACAGAAAUAAUAACUAAAGAUACACACACAAUAUAUCACAGUCCACAAGCCGAGUCAGUACCAAGAGAUAACAGAAAAGCCAAAUUGCAGAAACAGGAGAGGAGUCAGAGAGCGGAGCCAAUGGGUCAAAUAUGCCAGGAGUAUGAGCUCUUUUGCAGGCAAUGCCUGGAUGCAUACUUAAAUAGGGAGCUAAGCAGAUGAAAAGCCAACAAUGUCAGCUGACCAUCCAGAGCACAGGGCAUUUCCACAGUAACCAGAAUAACAAAAGACCUCAGUGCAGAUUAACCCUUCGGGUUCUUACCCAGUGUUAUCUAUACCAUCUGCAAUAUCAGUAUUACCUUUAAUAACUAUAAUAUUUGUGCCUUAUUUGGGGCAAUACAUGCUUGACAGUACAUCUCUGUCUAUAUUUCUGGAACUAAUGACCAAUAUAUCCUCCCUAGUUUAGUCACUCUUGACUCUGCACUGGGUUUAUCAGGCCUGGUGGAUAUUCAGUGUAGGGAAUUGGCCAGAUAGGGAGAUAGGGGGAGAUUUAUCAAAACCUGUGCAGAGGAAAAGUUGUCCAGUUGCCCAUAGCAACCAAUCAGAUUGCUUCUUUCAUUUUGUAGACAGGUUUUGAUAAAUCUUUCCCAUAGCCUUUAUCUUUAGCAAGUAGGUUAGCCUACUAUACAGAUUAAAUAGUACUGUAGGCUAGGUUCCUGUGUGGGAGGGUCCUUAUUAGGGCAACCACCCUGCCUAUGCUUAGGGCCUAGGUUAGUCCCAUCCUAGUUUCUGUUAGGUUCAUCUUCCCUUCCCUCCCCCCCCCCCUUCCCCCAGUUGUCCCAUCCCGUGACACCACAUCCAUCUGGUAGGGAAAAAUUGUAUCACCAACUACUUUUUUUUCCCUAAUUCUACACUUACUGCUGUGUCAUUUGCUUGUCAGAAGUAACAUCUGGUUCUUGGGAAGUGUUUCUUCUACUGGUAUUGAUCUUUUUAUGUGUAUUGCUCGGUUUGAGCAUAAUUUGUGUGUUCUUUGAGGUAUUUGCCUCUUUUAAUAGGCAGUACUAUUAAAAGUUUUGUUUUAGUCUGCAUUCUGUGAUCAGCUUUUUGACAGUAGACAAUUUCAUUGGUUUCUGUGAGAUUAAACAUUAUGAGCCAACAAGAUAAAUCCUGUGUAUUCUUAAAUUGCUUAGUCUAAGUUUGCACUGGACAGUUUUUAUUUAUCUGCGCCCAUGUUUUGUGGCAGUUCUAAAAUCACAUUUUGAGCCAAAACCAGAAGUAGAGAGGAAAAUAUAAAGAAAUAAUUUAUACUUCUUCCUCCUGUUGGAUCCACUUCUGGCUGUGUUUGAGCGCUAUCUUUCCCAGCCAUCUGCAAGCUAGGAAAGUAUAGUGCUGGAAAGUGGGUCUAAAACAUAGAUGAGGUACAAAUCUUUUCAUUCUACUUUUCUCUGUGUAGACUCCUCGUAUUUGUUUUACAAAUACUGAUGCAAAAAAAAAAAAAUGAAUGAAAUACUGUUGUCACAACAAAGGCAGAAUUCCUUCAGUUUUCAGCAAAACUCUCAGCAAAAAUAUAAUUCAAGUGAAUCAGAACCCACAAAUGGUGCAAAUGGUAUAUCACAAAAAAAAAUCACAUAUGGCCACAUUAACAAAAAAGUAAUAUAGUUACUUAGGCAUGUGCACAUGCAAUUUUUUAGUCAGCAUUUAGCCAAAAAUAGCAGUGUAACUGACACAGAGAAAUCUAUAUUGGAAAGAUUUGCAGCUUUUUCUGGGUUUUGAACUCAUUCUGAAUUAAAAAAAAAAAAAAAAAGAGCCCUCAUCCCUGUAUUGUAGUUUAUUGCAAAGCAAACAAAGCAAAUGUAUGAAAAAUAUGCCCUCUGCUGGACAUACGGUAAAGUGUUGUGUGGGCUGGAUGAGUGCCAUUUGGAAUAAUACUGCAGUGGCUGAACAGGCCAGAGAAGCUGCUGAUACUGCAGGUGCACCGAUGAGAUACAGAUCCCCCCAUUAGUGAGGACUCCAGUGAUUGAGAUGGUCUCGUAAUAUUUGCAGACUGGAACUGAACACAACAUAGGAAUGAACGAUCAUUGAUAAUUUUUUUGCAAAAUGUUGUUCAGCAUUUUUCUCCUGCUGACCCAGCAAUUCUCCCAGAGAGUGCUUGGCCCAGGAACCUACUACCCUUGGAACGUGGAGGUCAACGCUACCCUAGAGAAACACUACAUCAGAUACCUAGAGAAGUCUCUACCUGUUCUUGGAAAGCCAUUUUUAAAGGGUGAUAAUCAUGGAAUGUUCUGUGAAUCAAGUGGCUCUUCCCUCACUUGGUACCUAAAUGGUGUAAAGCAGGAGGUAGGGCUUGGUAAAGAUCCCCCAUUUAUGCUACCAGUAUCCCCAGGGAGUACCAGCAGCCUGUCUCUGGCAGACAUUGUUGGAGAAAACUGUAAUAAUAAGAAAAGCAAAGAUAAAGAUGAAGAGCUGCUGACCAUUCAUUUCCCACCAGACUCUCCAGUUAGUUCACCCCACAUCUCUGGAUUAUCCCUCCUACUUCUACUAGUCAUCCAAAGUCGGCCUCCCUCUGGCUUUAACUUUCAAGAUCAAGAUGGACGAUUCUAUGCCAAUUCGUCUCGUUUUCUUCUGUUGGACACGCGCAGUGUAGAUGGCAAUGGUAGUCUGAGGCUAAAAGUCAGCACCAAGCAAAGUGAAGUCAGUCAAACUUCUGUUAUAACAGGUCUCCUGUCAGCCAGGGUAGAGCUCCCAGUAUUGCUUCUGAUUGUGGCAGGUUCUGCACUAGUUUCUGGCAUUCUUAUGGUUAAUGUCCUUGUCUGCUGCCUUGUCCUGAAAAAGAGAAGAAACAAAUAUCAUGUGGGAAACCAACUAUCACUAAGUAUCAAAACCUGUUGCUACUUCCAAGAAAGGUCAUUUUUGGAACAUUUGGAAAAAUCCAUGCCGUUUUCACUUGGAGAAACCAGUAAGUUGAAGUUUUCAAAAGUUUACUUAUCUCUUGCUGUGACUUACUGAAUAUACAUUUCUUUUAAUACAUACUUAACUACAAAAGAACACUACUCUAAGGAAAUAUAAUGACAUUUAGUCAUGAAAUAAAAAUGACAUAUACUAAGUAACUUAGCGCCACCUUUCACACACUAAAAGGAGCCAACUGCUUCCAACUACCACCUGCUUUUCAUUGUGUUUAGUGGGACAAAAAAGUAUAGUCAGCCACCAAUUGUGCAAGUUCUCCCACUUAAAAAGAUGACAGAGGCCUGUAAUUUUAAUCAUAGGUAUAACUCAACUAUAAAAGACAUAGGCCCUUAUUUACUAAGAGUGGAGUGUAGGUUUUUUUGUGGGUUUUAUUAAGUAUUUAUUAAGGUUUCACUACAUUUUCCACUUUCCCUAUGCUUUUUUUUUUUUUUACACAUGCUCUGAUCUGUUUUUCCUCAGCUCAAAUCCACCACAUUUUAUGUGGAAACCUUAAUAAAUAUGUUGGGCCACGCCCCCCUUUUAGGUUUUAUUAGCAAAAUGGAGAGUUAGUAGGGGUGUUUUCAAUUCUGGUGCAAAUUCCGGUGUAAAAUCUGGCGCAGACAGAAUUUCUGACGCACAACCCGACAAAACAUGUUGGGUUUGCAAUAGUAAAUGA
Messenger RNA from Hyla sarda, 3961 nucleotides. It is a transcript of the gene TMEM25, whose product is annotated as transmembrane protein 25. Gene Ontology annotation, biological process: negative regulation of excitatory postsynaptic potential. NCBI's taxonomy places the organism in Eukaryota, Metazoa, Chordata, Amphibia, Anura, Hylidae. Bases 2440 to 3348 code for a protein of 302 amino acids. The record is from RefSeq and is a predicted model, not a curated record. The transcript is spliced from 8 exons.